GACCAGGCCUCCUCUGCCAUCACCCAGGAUCUCAAGGGUUCCUGUCAGCAAAUUGGAGUGCCAGCUUGUCUCUGCCAGCCAUUUCUGGAGACAGAUCCAUGGAGAUGAGUCAAGAUCCACCUGAGCAGAACAUCAAGAUGAAAAGGAAGAAAGGAGAUGAACCUGUACAGCACGUCACAGUAAAGAAAAGUAAAAAGCUAACAGAAUAUUUUGUAGACACAGAAGUGGAGGAAAAAAUUGAAGCAUGUCCACUCAAGAUAAGAAAGCGAAGAAAGAAAAUCUCUGACAUUGUGCUGAGCUCAGCUCCGAAACCUGCUGUCCCAGCUGAUUUGCAGAAUAUGAUUGCUCAAUAUUUCAAAAAUGAUCGCUCUGUAAUAGAACUCGAGGAACUGAAACUGCCAGAUUCUUGUUUUCUUCAAAGCAAUGACCUGACUCACACCCUGUCCUCCUAUCUGAAACAAGUUUGUCCCAAGUGGGUGAAGCUGUGUAAGAAUCACACAGAGAAGAAGUCUGCGCUGAUGUUGAUAAUAUGCAGCUCUGCUCUCCGAGCUCUUGAAAUGAUCAGAAUGAUAACAGCUUUUAAAGGUGACUGUAAGACUCUAAAAUUGUUUGCAAAGCAUAUUAAGGUAGAGGACCAGAUAAAAUGGCUUGCCAAGGGGGUGAUACACCUUGGUGUAGGAACACCAGGACGGAUUAGAAGUCUCAUCGAGCAAGAUGGACUCAGUGUACAGUCUUUGAAGUAUGUAAUCCUUGAUUGGAAUUGGCGUGAUCAGAAGUUUAGAAGAUUAAUGGAUAUUCCAGAGGUGAAACAGGAAACAUUGAAGCUACUGGAAACAAGUAUCAUACCUGCCUGUAAAAGUGGAUCUGUAAAACUGGGUCUCUUUUAAGACCAGUUAUUCCAUGCCAAAAAUCAACCCUAUUUGUUGGUUCCCUCCUUUGUGAAAGCAGACAGGAUAUUUUGUUAUUAUAAGUUGCAUGCUUAUUCCUGAAUUUAAUAAAAUGCAUAACAUGCUUAAUA
Molecule: messenger RNA, 1018 nt
Organism: Chiloscyllium plagiosum (whitespotted bambooshark)
Lineage: Eukaryota; Metazoa; Chordata; Chondrichthyes; Orectolobiformes; Hemiscylliidae
Source: RefSeq, a predicted model, not a curated record